Messenger RNA from Lycium barbarum (goji berry), 1364 nucleotides. RefSeq lists its product as uncharacterized. Bases 216 to 878 code for a protein of 220 amino acids. Lineage: Eukaryota; Viridiplantae; Streptophyta; Magnoliopsida; Solanales; Solanaceae. The record is from RefSeq and is a predicted model, not a curated record. Gene Ontology annotation, cellular component: cytoplasm; membrane. The transcript has 3 exons.
GAUAAGUCAAAUUGCGUGAGAAGAGAAGAAAAUAGGAGAGAGAGGAGGUUGGGGGGGUAGGUUCAUCGGUAACAAAAAAGCGUUUUCCCCCGAGCGAGCGAGCGUGCAUUCAUUCAACCCAUUUUGCAUUUUUGUCAAAUAAGACUCGAGACACCAUUUUUUGAACAAGAGAGAAGAAGCACAUUGUUUGGGAUUUAGGACAUAGAGAUAGAUAGAUGUUGAGGGUGUGGAAAUGGUACCAAAAUUGCUUGGCAGUACAUCCCGUAAAGACACAGGUCAUCAGCUCCGGUUUGAUUUGGGGUUUUGGCGACGUUUCUGCUCAAGCCGUUACUCACUACACUGCCAAGAAACACCGUCAUCAUCAUCAUCAUCUUACCACUGAUGAAGAUAAAGAAUUUGCAGUCAACUGGAGACGAGUUGCCACAACGAGCUUGUUUGGCUUUGCAUUUGUUGGACCCCUUGGCCACUUCUGGUAUGAAGGGUUGGAUCGCUUCAUAAGGCUGCGACUUCAAAUGCAACCUAAAUCCCUGCGGUUUGUUGCUACAAAAGUAGCAGUUGAUGGUGUAAUCUUUGGGCCCCUGGAUUUACUCGUCUUUUUCACGUAUAUGGGCUACUCCACUGGAAAAGAUACUGCUCAAGUUGUGGAAGGUGUGAAGAGAGACUUUCUUCCGGCCUUAAUACUAGAGGGAGGUAUAUGGCCUAUUGUCCAGGUGGCCAACUUCCGCUAUAUACCAGUUAGGUAUCAGCUCCUUUAUGUCAAUUUCUUCUGCUUGCUGGAUAGCUCCUUCCUUUCAUGGAUUGAGCAGCAGGAAGAUGCUGCAUGGAAGCAAUGGUUGAAAAGCAUUGUGCGCUUAAAGGAACAAAAGGAGCAAGGUUGAUGAUUCCUUAUUUUAUUAGGGAUAUGCAUUGGUUUUGAGAAUCCCUUUUCUCUUUGAUAUUCCGGCAUAGUGAUAUUAGGUAUAGAGACAUGUUAAAGACAUGCAAAAGUAUUUACAGGAAUCUUGAAGAGUGUCAACUGGGAAAGUGGUAGUUGGAUUCAGUAAAAGUGAUAGCACUUUGUCAAGCUACACUAUUAUCGAGUGAAGCUUAACAUAGCUAUUAUGGACCGAUCUUCAUCCAGUAUUUGAAUAAGCUUGUGGGAAUUUUGAUGCUGUCAAAGUUCAGUUGCUAUUGGUUUGUCCUGUAUUAUGAGCUAUGACAAGGCUAUACAUUUUGAUUGAUACUGUUUUUCUUAGUAUCCCAAUUCCCCUUGGCUCCUGCUUCAUAUUUGACAUUAGGGGUUAAUUUUGAGAAGACAAUUGAAGUGUGAUGAAAUAUUUCCUUUUUGUUGAGAAAUCGAAUUUGAUUGCUCUCAAGCACUGAAA